Messenger RNA from Trichosurus vulpecula (common brushtail), 10592 nucleotides. RefSeq names its product adrenoceptor alpha 1A (gene ADRA1A). Bases 1349 to 2476 code for a protein of 375 amino acids. Gene Ontology annotation, molecular function: alpha1-adrenergic receptor activity. Gene Ontology annotation, cellular component: membrane. The record is from RefSeq and is a predicted model, not a curated record. Gene Ontology annotation, biological process: regulation of cardiac muscle contraction; positive regulation of cytosolic calcium ion concentration; cell-cell signaling. NCBI's taxonomy places the organism in Eukaryota, Metazoa, Chordata, Mammalia, Diprotodontia, Phalangeridae. The transcript has 4 exons.
ACUCCCUGCGCAGAAGCUUUGACUGGACGAAAUCUUCCCUUUGACGCAGAGUAAUACGGUAAAGAUAGGAGAUUACGGUACUAGCUGAGGGUAGCGCCUGUUACAUCAGCGGUAGCUGCAAAGUUCCUGCCUGCUUUGGGCUAGUAUCUCCCAGCUGAGUCUCACAGUAUUACAGAGGUUGGGGAGUUCUUGUAUGGGCAUCUUGCCUUCUUCCCUUCUUUCUUUUUCUCUUCCCUUCGUUCCUUCUUUUCUGUUUCUAGGGGAGCUGACCACAAGCCUGGAGCUCACAGGAGUGGACAGCUGAGUCUUCGCGUUCUGAGGAGCUGAGACUGUUGAGACGGACAGCAGGUUCUCUCUGCGACCAGAGGGAGGAGGUGGUGGCUGCGGCGGCUGGACUGGUCCAGGACCGGCACUGGCGGAGACUCUCCAGCUGGCUGCCUCGCACCAUGAGCGCCUGAUGCUGCGCCCCAGGACCGCAUACUAGGAGGCUUAAGGAACAGAGCCGAGCCGCGUACAGCCCCAGAAUCGCCGCGGCCUUCUCCAGGAUUUCAUAUCCACCUGCUCGUUCUACCCUUGGAUCGGGGACAUGCCAUGAGGCCAGCGUCCUAGGAGGGGCGGCGGGGGAUCGGAGGGGCUCCUCCUCCACCUCCUUUUCCCUCCAGAUGAGUCCAGGAGUCCUACUGUCUUUGGGGAGAAGGAGUCCGCAAGAACCGAAGAGUUGUACACAUCUCUUGACCUUGACCGAGGCUUUGGGAUCGUGAAAGGUCUAACCACUAGCUAAUGUGGAGGGGGUGUGGAGGUUCGAGGUAGAUACUGUUUGUUUGAUUUUUAAUCUUUUAUUUUAUGGGAUUUUGAAUCUUCACUCAGAGAGUUAGAAAGUGAAGCACACCAGAAUCUCCUUUAGUUUAAUUCUCCCCUCCCCCAGCCUCAUUCCCAAUUCCCAAUUUUGAAAUGCCUUCCGCAAGUUAAGGACUUCCUUCAGAAGAGGCAGUUCUCGGACUUGGAAGGUGCUGCGGCUGACAAGCUAGUUCCCCCGGCCCUCUUUGUCUUCAGCUGAGUGGGCCCAGGAGUGGAGGGGCCAGAGGCGGAGGGUCCUGAAAUUCUGACCAUGCCUUCCCGAACUGCCUUCUAUUUUCCUGUGCCGCGUGUGGGUUUCCAAGCUAAGUUUGGUUUGCUACUGACAGUCCAUCUCGUCAGCCUUCUCAACCAAGCCAAGCCCCUGCACUCCUAGGAGACUUAAUCUUCUGAUAUCCUCAUCAUCUGACUAAACUUCCCACUCCCCAGCGAACUGUUCCGUGACCCUUUAGAACAAGAUUCCGGAUUUUGCCCAGGUGGUGUCCCGGGGACCAUGGUGUUUCUCCCUGAGAAUGCCUCCGACAGCACCAACUGCACCCAUGCCCAGGAGCCAGUGAAUAUCUCCAAGGCCAUUCUGCUGGGUGUGAUCUUGGGAGGGCUCAUCCUUUUUGGGGUGCUGGGAAACAUCCUGGUGAUUCUCUCAGUAGCCUGCCACCGGCACCUGCAGUCUGUCACCCAUUACUACAUCGUCAACUUGGCUGUAGCUGACCUACUACUCACCUCCACAGUGCUGCCCUUCUCGGCCAUCUUGGAGAUCCUGGGCUACUGGGCCUUUGGCAGGAUUUUCUGCAACAUCUGGGCAGCUGUAGAUGUCCUGUGCUGCACUGCCUCUAUCAUGGGUCUGUGCAUCAUCUCCAUUGACAGGUACAUUGGAGUCAGCUACCCCUUACGUUACCCCACUAUUGUGACCCAGAAAAGAGGACUCUUGGCCUUGAUGUGUGUCUGGGCACUCUCCUUGACUAUCUCUAUCGGACCUCUCUUUGGCUGGAAAGAGCAGCCCCCAGAAGAUGAGACCAUUUGCCAGAUCACUGAAGAACCAGGCUACGUGCUCUUCUCAGCCCUGGGAUCCUUCUACAUCCCCUUGGCCAUCAUCCUGGUGAUGUAUUGCCGAGUGUAUGUGGUGGCCAAGAGGGAAAGCAAGGGCCUCAAGCAUGGCCUGAAGACAGACAAGUCAGACUCAGAGCAGGUGACACUCAGAAUCCAUCGAAAAAAUGCUCCCUCUGCCAGUAGCUCUGGAUCCAGCUCCAAGAACAAGACGCACUUCUCUGUAAGGCUUUUAAAGUUUUCCAGAGAGAAGAAAGCAGCAAAAACCCUGGGCAUCGUGGUGGGCUGCUUCAUCCUCUGCUGGCUCCCUUUCUUCCUUGUGAUGCCAAUUGGGUCUUUCUUCCCUGAAGCUAAGCCCUCGGAUACUGUUUUUAAAAUAGUCUUUUGGCUCGGAUACUUAAACAGCUGCAUCAACCCCAUCAUCUAUCCCUGUUCCAGUCAAGAGUUUAAAAAGGCAUUUCAGAAUGUCCUGAGAGUCCAGUGUCUCCGAAGAAAACAGUCCACAAAACAUACCAUUGGCUAUACCCUCAACCCACCCAGCCACGCCAUACAAGAGCACAAGGACUUGGACUUUUAACCCUGAAAACACCUUCAAACAGCUCCAGCCGGAGCCAUUGACGACACUCUAUUCAUCUGUUCCUUGCCCACAAACUUGGUCAUGGAGCAAGGCUGAUCUCAGCCUGCUUUGACUCCAACCAUCUUCAUAAACAAUGCUGGCCAUGAGCCCCAUGGCCCUCCAGAGCCUCUGCAAGAUAGGUGAGUGGAGAUCACAGUUUGCAUUUUUGCUGAUGGGGGUGGCAAGAGCCAAUGGCCACAGAGGGACCCAGUAACUGAGUUACAGUAACUUCCUACAGAGGACACUCAAGCUGUGUGCAAAUGCUCGGCUCACCUCGCUCCUCUUCAUGUUUCCAGGAGCCCACUCGGUAAGGGAUGGCCAUCAUACAAAAAGCCUUGUCUAUGCAACACAAGGAAGCUGUCCUACAAUAUUCUCCACCACUGAAGCAAAUUGGGUAUUAGAUAAAGUGGCCAGCAAAGAUGGCUUUUUGGUUUCCCCACACCUACCUCCAUCUGCCAGAAUUUGUUCAAAGUAGGACAGCUUGGUUAUUUUUUCUCUGCCUCUUAGAGCCAGGCCCAGUGGUGAGAUGAGUGGGAAAAACAAACAAUUCUUUCAUUAUAGCAUGGUCAGUCUUUCAGAUGCUCAUCUUGUGUAGUGUUGACAAGUAAUGGGAAUUGUUACUAGAACAGACAAAGAGCGAGGCACAUCUAACAGUAAUCUAAAAAAGAAAGAGUCCCAGACUAAGUGUAGACCGUAUCUGGGAAAUGAAACAAUGAUGAGUUCAUAAAUUUAGAGCCCAGCAGUCAUCUAGGCUCACAUCAUCAUUUAUAGUUAAGGAAACUUCACCUUAAAGGCGAAGGGACUUCCCCCUAGAUGGCCCAAGGCCAUACAUGUAGUAAGAGAUAGAACCAGGAUUUGAACCUAGACAGAGGUUCCACAGAUGGAUCAGAGGAAGGAAUGCUAGCUGGGAAGACAGCAUGUCAGGAUUCUACCCUCAGCUCAGCUACUUACUGUGUGGCUUUGGGCAAACUCUCCGAAGUUCAGUUUCAGUUCAGAUAAGGACAAUGCACUGGAGGACCACUAAGUUAUCUUCUAGCUCUAAAUCUAUGGGCUCGUUAUCUUAGGGUGCUGGAAUAUCAAUUAGCCAUUAAAAUUGUGCAAGUCAAUUACAGCAUAAAAACCCAGUACAAUUUAAUGCAAUACAAUACAAUGAACAAACUAGGUAAAUUUGGGUCUGUGAAAGUAGAGGAAAAGGCAGAAAUCUUUGUUGCCCUGAGCUCAUUAUUUUCAUGUAUUUCCUAGUUCAUAGGAAUACAGAUCUAGAGUUGUCAGGGACUUCACAGGCAGGCCAUGUAGCUGAUUUUUUGUCCUUUUACAAAUGAAGAAACUGAGGCAUUACGUGACUUGAGCAAGGUGUCCAUGGUAGAAGGGCAGUAGAAAUAGAGAUUCAUAGAAACACAACAUGUCAGAGCUUAGAAGGACCUCAGAUUUGGUACAAUAUAACCCCAUUUUAAAUAGGACAAAACUCAGGCCAAGAGAGGGGAAGAUCUUGGCCCUCUGGUUAGUGACUGAGCUAGAAGGUUGAAGGGUCAGUUCCUAUUUGUAGGCCAAUAUCCAUAUUUCUUUGGCUGUAAAACAACCCAUUUACUCUUCAGAAAUUCCCAGUUCUCCCCUACAUCUCCAAUAUUACUGCAUGCCAAACUGAUCUAUCACCACAUUCAGUGAUUGGGCACUCUUUGAGCACACUUCUUUAUAGCCUCACAGAAUCUUCUCCUGUUCUGCCCUGCCUUCCCUUUUGCUCUAUUUCCUCCUCUUUACUUCCAUCAAAAUAGCUAAUUUCUCUGGUAUAUUAGCACAAUCACCUUCAUAACCAUUCUUUUAUUCAUUAAGUUUUAUUAAUUGCCUACUAGAGGCAAAGCUUUGUGAUAAGCACUGAGGGUGGCAAGGCAAAGAAACCAACCUGAAACACAAUCAUUUGAUUGUUGUCUUCCCCAUUAGGAUGUGGGCUCCUGGAGGAUAGGGACCUUCCUGUUUUUGCCUUUCUUAAUCAGUGGCUUGCCCAGAGUAAGUGCUUAAUAAAUGCUUGUUGAUUGACUGAAACACUCCUACUAUGGCAUUCUACUAUGGCAUGGAAAUGGCCCUGCUGCAACAUAUGGACAGAGAAGAAAAUAUAAGGCAUUUGAAGAAGAGAACAUCAGGAGGAAUUGUUCUGGGAAGGCUUCGGGGAUACCCUAGAUGAGCCUAGAAGACAGUUAUUGAUUCUAAGAGGCAGAGAUGAAGAGGGCAAACUAGUCCAGCCAUGGGGAAUCCCCAGAGGCAAGUUCAAGGAACAGCCAGCACCCCAAUUUUACUAGGACAUGAAGGAGAGACAUGGGAGGUAAACCUGAGAACACGGGAUAAAAUCUGAUUAUAAUAAGUUUGGAAUGUCAAGCUAAGGAAUUCAUAUUUAUGCCAUAAACUAAGGAGAGUCAUGUAAAGUUUUUGACCCAGAAAGUGAUAAGAUCAAUCAUGUACAUUAGGAAAAUUAUUUUAAACAUCAUGCAAAGGAUAAGGGCAUGGAGACACUGUAGAAAGAGGGUUAAGUUUCUAGUCCAGAAAAAAAAAAUGAGUGUUAUAGUAGAGUGGUGGCAUCAGGAGUGGAGAGGAGGGGAUUGGAGAUACAGCUUAAAGAUGACUUUGUGACUGAUCAGGCAGAGACAGGGGAGCAGUGGUGGUGAGGGAUCAGAAAGAACCAAAAUAUUUAUUUCAACUAUAAUGUAUCCAUCUAAGUCCCAGAAUCACUGAAUUUUGAGGUUAGAAAAUACUUCAAUGGCCACCAAGUCCAAUCCAUACCUGAAAAAGAAUGCCUGACAGAUAGCCAUCCAGCCCUUGCUCUAAGACUUCCAGGGAGGAAGAACAUACUACACACACACACACACAGAGAGAGAGAGAGAGAGAGAGAGAGAGAGAGUGAGACGGAGAGAGAGAGAGAGAGAGAGAGAGAGAGAGAGAGAGAGAGAGAGGCGUAUCACUUUUAGAAAUCUCUGAUUUUCCUCAUAUCAAACUAAGUUCUUCCUCUCUGCAGCUUCUCCUCACUGCUCCUAUUUCUGCCCUCUGGAGCCAAGCAAAGUCUAAUCCUUCUGAAACUUAACAGUUCUUAAAAUACUUGAAGACAGUUGUCAGGUCUUCUCUUCUCAAUCUAAGCAUCCCCAGUUCCUUCAAGUGAUGCUCAUGUGGCUUGGACCCUGGAUCCUUCACCAUCUAGAUUUCCUUCCUCUGGAGGCUCUCUAGCUAAUCAGAGUCAAAUCAACACAAGCUAACAGAGAACAGUCUUAUAGGCUACAUGUGUUAAGACCACAGGUCUAACCUUGGGUUUCUCCAUUUGAUUUCUAGAUCAUAAAAUCAUAGGAUCAUUGAUUUGCAGAUAAAGGGGAUCAUAGGGGCCAUCAAGUGCAACUCUUUCAUUUUACAGAUGAGAAAACUGAGGCACAGAGAGGUCAUAUGGUCACUGGGGUCACGCACUUAUUAUGUAUCUGAGACAGGAUCUAUAGGACCAUAGAUCUAGAACUAGAAGACAUUUAGAACUUUAAGACCAUAGAAGACGUCAAGCUAAACCCCACCUUUUAUAGAUGAGAAAUCUAAGACACAGAGAGUAACUUGUCCAGGACCACACAACCAGUUAAUGUCUGAGGCAAGAUUUGAAUUCAAGUCAUCUUGACUCCAGGUCCAGCACUCUCUUCACUAUACUACUUGGCUCCAGAAUUUAUACAAGCAAUGGUAUGAUGUGAGGAUGGUUAUACCCCAAGCUUUAGCCCAUCAUGACCAGUCUGACUAUGGCCAUUCCGUCACAUUCCUAGACUAUUUUACCUUAUUGUCAUAACCCUUUCCAUAUAGUCUGUUCCUAGCUGCGGGUCUUAAACUUGGUUUAAGUGGCCCUAAGUAAAUUUUGGAUAUGGAGUUCAUGUUCUAAUUCAGCUUUGCCUGAACAUAUUCUAUCCCUAUCAAUCAUUUUGGGGGUUUCUAGGAAGAAAGCUGCUGUGGGAUUUUAUUGAGAAUGUUUGGCACAAAUGAAAAAUAAGAAAAUUCAACUUUUUGGUAAUCAUAGAAAUAAGAGUACAAGCUGGGGAGCCCAAAGACUUUGGCAAGGUCAUUUCGCCCUCUCUAAGUCUUAGUUUCUUUGUCUAUAAAAUGAGGAUAUUGGACUACAUAAUCUAUAAAGUCCCCCCAGCUCUAAAUCUAUGAUCUGUAAUUAAUUAUGAAUGUUAAUAAUAUAGAAACAUAUAAAGUGAAAUAUGACUGUAUCCUCUUAUGAAUGUAAGCCCCUCAUGAGUAAGGGUUGCUUCAUUCUUUGUAUUUGUAUCCUCAGGAUUCCAGUGCCUUGCAUAUGAUAGGUACUUGAUAAAUGAAUACUGAUGAAUUGCUUGAUUUUGGACCUGAAUGAAUAUAGAUUUACCUUACCUUAAGAAAAACCAGUAUACCCAGAUUUGAACCGAAAAACACAGAUGAAUCAGAGAGUGGGAGAUUUUAUGUAAUUCUUCUGAAAUCAUGGUCUUCUAUUAUUUGUAGCCAUACGACAUCUCCAAAACUAUCUUGGCAUUAAAACAUAAAACUUUUGCUUAUCAUUGAAAGCCCUGCACAGUUUCCCAAGUUCUCCUCUGUACUUCUGUUGUGGGCCCACAUCAUCAUCCACCUGAAAUGACCAGCCAACAUAGAUCACUAAUGUACUGACUCAGUGGGUUGCCCAUCCAAUGGGAUGUUGUAAUCUGGCCAAUUUUUCAUCCACUUUGUUUUUUCCAUUAUAAAUGACGGGGCUGGUCUAUAUCAUGUGAAUAUGAAUUGCCUACUUCAGAAAAGGAUUCUUCAGUUUCUAUAAAGGGACAAAUAUUUGCUCCACUUAGAUUCCCUCUAGUUUAGCUCAUGGUAAACGAAAGUAUAAUUUGGUACCUUGUGGUGAACUUAAGCAUAAAGUGUAAAUUUUGAGAGUAGUUUAUUUCCUCAACCUCUCAAAAAAAGUGACAAGGAAUCCUUUUACAGAGAUAUUUUUAUUUUUCCUAGACCUGUAAUUUCAUUGGUAUAUCAUAAGGAAACUUACUCUCCCAAAGCUGAUUGGCACCCCUACUGCAACUAUAGUUCAGUUGUCUGGGACACUGUGAGGUUAAGCAGAGGCAGAGCUUUACAAGAAAAUGCCUAUUACAUAAAGUCAGGUAUAACUUGUGGGCUCUGAGAUUCAGAUUGAGAAGAGAUAUCAGAGGUUAUCCUGUCCAACUUCCUCAUUUUACAUCUGAUGAAUUGAAGCUUAGAAAGAUCAAGUAACUUUCCUAAAAUCGCACAGCUAUCAUCUCAGAAUAAAGGCAACCCACUUCCUCUAUCAUGGGGGAAAAAAGACAGAAAUCUCAUCUGGUGCUAAUUGAUUUCUCAAGCUCAUGUCAAGAACAUAUCCCUAUGAAAUUGGGUUCGUUCAUUUGUCAAUUUUGAGCAAAAGGGAUUCAGUGAUAUUAUUUUUUCAGCAAAACUAGUUUAUUUGCUGUUCCCAAUAUAUGAUGUUUCAUUUCCUUCCUCUGGGUCUUUGUAUCAGCCAUUUCCCCAUGCCUGGAAUGCCCUCUCUCUUGACCUAUGCUUCUUGGGGCUAAUAGUUCACAGCAAGGCUCAUAUUGCGCCUUUCCCAGCCUCUUCAGUUGUACUAAACUUGUGGUUAUAUUGAAUUGAUUUAUCUUUAUGCUUCUUGUCUUCACCCAGUAUGAUGUAAGCUCCUUGAGGGCAGGGACUAUUUCAUUUUUGCCUUUGUUACCUCCAGAGUCUAGUACAGUGUCUCAUACAUGGUAGAUGUUUAAUUGAAUUAUGUAUUGAAUUUAACUGAAUCUAAACUCUGUAUCUCCCCUAGUCCUAGGACAGUGUUCUGCACGCACUCAGUAGGUGCUUAAAAUGCUUGUUAAGCAAAUUGGAUCAAGAGAUGCAAUGUGGUAGGGUAAAAAGAGGGGUUUCUUGGCUUGGCUGAUCACUAAUUCUGUGACCGGAGGCUCUGUCAACCUCAAGGAGCCUUGUUCUGCUCAACUCUAAAAUGAGGGGGUUUGGCUCAAUGUACUCUGUGGUCCCUUCCAGCUCUGAGUCUACAUGCCAUCUGACUUUCAAGUGAAGGCUCUCUUUUUAAAAGAAACUUUGCUUUGGGUCCCAUCCCAUGUCCAUUGUCCUGAUCUGCCUUCUGGCCCAUGUCUAAGUGAAUGAAUUAAUGAGCACUUGCAAAAACAAACAUGCAAAAGCCAAGAACAGGUUUCAGGAUCCAAUUGUUCACAUUCUUGGAGACCCAACUCAGUGUAACAAUCUCUCUCUGUGUUGUGUUCUCAUGGUUACACCACUUUCCUUCCCACCACCCAGAUUCUAACUUUCUAACUACCAUGUUCCUCAAUACCCCUCCACUGCCACAUCACCAAAGAAAGAAAGAACAAAAUUCACAGAUACAGAAAAUGCAACCACAGAAACCCCAGUCCCUGUCAAGGAAAACUGUCAUGACAGAAGGCUCUCUCUGCAUCCCAGGACUUGGCACAGUAAACUAGUUCUAUCACUAGUUCUACCCCUAAGCCCACACAUCUCUCCCUUCUUUUCCCCUUUACCUUUUACCCAAGGCUGAACCUUUAAAGGGCCAGUGGAUGAAAAACCUGGGCCCCUCUAGUUUAUGCCACUGGAAAAACUGGGCCUCAGAACCCUUUCUUUUUCAUUUGUCUUUAGACAGAAAAAAAAGGAAUUCAGUUUUUUUUGCUGAUCACUCAUCAUGUAAAUAAAACUUUCACUGUGUGUGAGGCAACUAAUCCAUAGCUGUGAGCAAAGGCUUUGUAAGGCAUUAACAAUCCAGUGUUGUCUAAAAUGCAGUGUUAUUUUUUUAAACUACAGUAAGUGAGAAGGGCUUUCCAAAAGAGAGAAAUGGGUGGUGUGUUUUUAAAUCAAUUUUUUUAAAUGCUGGCUGUGGUAACAAUUAAAUCUCUAUGUUUCUCAAGAAGUGCUUAAACUUUGGCACUGAAAGUUGAAUGAUGUUCAGCCUGUUAUGUCAAGAGGGUUUACCAAGGUGAGAACGAUGGCUUAUGAGGUGGGAAAGCAGUCACAAGUCCUGUGUAAUACUUCAAAAGAAAUGCUUAGUGAAAGGUUUUUAGUAUUAUCAGCUAGCAACUGAACUGAUAGGCUUUUGCUUACUCUUCCUGGCAUGAUAUGUGGUCCACCCCGAGUAAAGAUUCAUUAUAUCCCUGUGACAUUAAGGCUCUGGUUCAAUAGCAUGCCACAGUCCUCCUUGAAGCAUGAAUCUGAGCACAUGUCCCAGCUGGCUGCCUCUCUUCUGCUUCUUUUCUAAUAAAAGUUACCCAGGAUACGAGCUCCAUGUCAUAAUCAGAAUAAAUAGGUGAGGAGUGGGGCUGCCCACCAGAUAGAGUGGUUUCCCACACAACCCUUAACAUGAAUGAGCUAAAUGAGCCCCACCACCACUGACAUCACCCCCAUUCUCUGUGAAAUUUCCACCAACAUACCAGCCAUAUGUGAUUCAACCUGGCCCUCUUUAGCUUUGGGUAUUUGAUCACCUCUGUACAUGAUAUCUUGAGUGGAUGGUACCUUUUGAUCUUUAUAUUUUGUGAAAUAUAUAUAUAUAUGUAUAUCUUUCCUAAUAUUGUGGCAAUGUGGGUUGUGUUGUAUUUGCUGUCACAGACAGAAUGCUCAUGUGCCUGAUAGGUCUGUCCAUGAGCUUGACUUGCAUCCUGCCUUGCAAAAACGUCUGUAUACUUGAAUCAGCUGCAGUAUUUUGCAUUGACACCCAAGCUGAAAAUGGCUUCUAAGACAUUUUACUCUCAUGGAAUGGACUAUCUUUGAACUAUGCUGUUUCUGAAUUUUCCACGUGCCAUUUUUAUAAACUCAUUUCUUUAAUACAUUGAAAAAAUCAUGCUGGUCAUUUUUCUUGAAUUAAAUGAAUGUAUAGAUUAAUUAAUAAGCAGACAAAUAAAUUAUUGGGGGGAGAUGUACUUUGUGGACCAUGCAAUUCAUUCAUGUUUUAAGGGAGUUGUUCUAUUUGUUUCAACAAUGUAGUUCAAAUGAUAAGCAUUUACACUCCUAUAAAUACAGGCAAUAUAUUUAUGUCUUGUUCAAUAUUGAAAUGUGUCCUCUAAUAAAAUAUUUUAAAUGUCUU